AUGGGAAAUCUAGAAAAUUUGGUUGAGUUGGACUUAGCUGCAAACAAACUCAUUGGUCCAAUCCCUCAUUCUCUGGCUAAUUUAAGUAGACUAGAGAUUCUCUAUCUGAUUGACAAUCAAUUAUCUGGUCUGGUGCCUUUAGAAAUUGGAGAUAUAAAAAAUCUGGUUGACUUGGCAUUACAACAAAACAAACUCAGUGGUCCAAUCCUUUAUUCUCUGGCUAAUUUAACUAGACUGAAGAGCCUCCAUUUGUACGAGAAUCAAUUAUCUGGUCCAGUGCCUUCUAAAAUCGGAGAUAUGAAAAAUCUGAUUGACUUGGAGCUAUCUCAAAACAAACUCGGUGGUGCAAUCCCUCAUUCUUUGUCUAAUUUAACUAGACUAGAGACCCUCUAUUUGCAUUCAGAUCAAUUAUCUGGUCCUGUGCCUUCUGAAAUUGGAGAUAUGAAAAAUCUGAUUGGCUUGGAGCUAUCUCAAAACAACCUCAGUGGUCCAAUCCCUCAUUCUCUGUCUAAUUUAAUUAGACUAGAGACCCUCAGUUUGUAUUCGAAUCAAUUAUCUGGUGCCAUACCUCAAGAGUUUGGUAGCCAAGCAUCUAUUGUAGAAUUCCAGUUGUCCAACAACCUCUUAUCUGGAAGCUUACCUCAAUAA
Molecule: messenger RNA, 648 nt
Organism: Macadamia integrifolia
Lineage: Eukaryota; Viridiplantae; Streptophyta; Magnoliopsida; Proteales; Proteaceae
Product: probable leucine-rich repeat receptor-like protein kinase At1g35710
Exons: 1
Coding region: 1-648 (215 amino acids)
Molecular function (GO): protein binding
Source: RefSeq, a predicted model, not a curated record